Molecule: messenger RNA, 1257 nt
Organism: Pollicipes pollicipes
Lineage: Eukaryota; Metazoa; Arthropoda; Thecostraca; Pollicipedomorpha; Pollicipedidae
Product: ataxin-2
Exons: 8
Coding region: 1-1257 (418 amino acids)
Biological process (GO): cytoplasmic stress granule assembly
Cellular component (GO): cytoplasmic stress granule
Molecular function (GO): mRNA binding
Source: RefSeq, a predicted model, not a curated record
AUGAACUCCAACAACCAGGGAAACCGACCCAGGAAGUCGAGAAAUUCGGGACCAUCCAACGCAAAUAACAAUGGAAGGUUCGGUCGCGCCCGCGAGCCACGCCCCAGCCAGGACCGGCCGCCGCCGGAGGCCGCCGGCGUGUACGCCGACCCCAAGUACGCGCACGUCUUCACCUCCGUCCUCGGCUGCACCGUCCGGGUGCUCACCAAGUCGCAGGCGCUGUACGAGGGCGUGCUGGAGUCCGUUUCCGAGGACAACUGCUUCGUGCUGGGCCUGGCCAACCCUGUCAGCCGCGAGGACCCCAAGAAGAUCGACCCCAAGGCCAUCCGCGACAAGGUCAUCUUCAAAAGCGACCAGAUCGUCACCAUUCUGGCGGCCAAUGUGGACCUGGAUUACGCCACUAAGACGGGCUUCCAGACAGAUGGCGCCAUCUCUGGCAAGACGAACGGCUCGCUGGCCGCCCGCGAGCUGCAGCCCUGGGUGGAGGACGACAUUCCCAGCGAGCAGCUGGUCUCGCUCGAGGAGGCGAAUGGCUGGGACCCGCGCGAGAUGUUCCGCCUCAACGAGAAGAUGUACGGCGUGCGGUCAACGUUCGACCAGACGCUGGCCGGCUACACGACGCCGCUUGAGCUGACCUCGGAGGAGCAGCUGGAGCGGGCGGCGCGCAUCGCGCACGAGAUCGAGCGCUCCACCGUCUCGCGGCACCGCGCCGACCGGCCGCCGGCCGCCGGCAAACCUGCGCUCACCGGCCUCAAGGAGUUCCAGGAGAACUUCGUGCUGGCGGAGGAGGCGGCGCCGCGCGCGGAGGGUGCGGCGCCAACGCCGGCCGGUGGUCGACCCAGUGAGCCGGCCACACCCACCUCGGCUGCUGGCGCCACGCCCACUUCGUCGGGCGGAACGACGCCUUCCGCGGGCACAGUGACCACGCCCAACUCGGCUGCUACGCCCAAGCAGGACGUGCCCAAGCUGGCAGACUCGCUGGCAAGGUCCAAACUCAACCCGAACGCUAAGGAGUUCACGAUGAAUCCGAACGCGAAGACGUUCACGCCGGUGCCCGUGCCUAAUAUGGGCUACUCGCCGGAUCCGCCGGCGCGCGUGGUGACGCCCCAGGCGGCGCUGAUGCCCGGCCAGCUGUCGCUGCUCUCGAUGCCGGGCCACCCGGGCCUCAGCUACCUGCCGAUGGGGCCGCAGUCGCUGCCGCUGCCGCACCAGAUGCACCAGGCGCCGCGGCACCAGAAACAGAGAGCUCUAUCGUGA